Molecule: messenger RNA, 1719 nt
Organism: Nelumbo nucifera (sacred lotus)
Lineage: Eukaryota; Viridiplantae; Streptophyta; Magnoliopsida; Proteales; Nelumbonaceae
Product: Metallo-hydrolase/oxidoreductase superfamily protein
Source: RefSeq, a predicted model, not a curated record
GCCAAAACCGUUGUCCUUCGCGGGUCGAGAAUCCACCGACGAGCAACGCUUUGCUCCAUCUCCGUUGUCUUCACGCCGUUGCUCGAUCUCCGAUUUGCAGGACUCCACUUCUUUCAUUCUUUACAGCGUCCUUUCUAAAGGUUUUUCUUUUCUUUUUGUUCUAGGGCACCCAAAUGGAUAGUGGAAAUGUUGGUGAAAAUGGAAAUUGCUUGGAAUAUCAAUGGAAUGACAAUCUCCGUGGAUCUUCUUCUUUGAUUUUCUUGGGAACUGGUUGUUCUAGCGCGGUCCCGAACGCGAUGUGCUUGAUUCAACCCACCGAUCCGCCCUGCAAAGUUUGCACCCAGUCAUUUUCUGUUCCUGCCGAGCUUAAUCCCAACUAUAGGUGCAACACAUCUCUUCUUAUUGAUUAUUGCCAAAACAAUGGUGUACAUAGUUAUAUACUAAUUGAUGUUGGAAAGACCUUUAGAGAGCAAGUACUUAGAUGGUUUACUCGCUAUAAGAUUCCUCGAGUGGAUUCCAUAAUUUUGACCCAUGAACAUGCUGAUGCAGUCCUUGGUCUGGAUGAUAUACGUGCAGUACAACCAUUUAGUCCUACAAAUGAUAUUGAUCCUACUCCUAUUUACCUUACUCAGUUUGCAAUGGACAGCAUUGCAGUGAAAUUCCCAUAUUUAGUUCAGAAAAAACUGAAAGAAGGACAAGAAAUUAGACGAGUUGCACAGCUUCGCUGGGAAAUUAUUGAAGGCCACUAUGAUAAGCCAUUUGCUGCAUCUGGCCUACAGUUUGUUCCUCUUCCAGUAAUGCAUGGAGAGGAUUAUGUUUGCUUGGGUUUUCUUUUUGGUCAGAAAUCUAGAAUAGCAUAUGUAUCUGAUGUUUCACGUUUCCCUGCAAGCACUGAAUAUGUAAUUUCGAAGACUGGAGCUGGACAGUUGGAUCUUCUUAUCCUUGACACAUUAUACAAGACAGGAUCACAUAAUACCCAUUUUUGCUUGCCUCAGACUCUUGAAGCUGUAAAGAGGCUUUCUCCAAAACGAGCACUGUUCAUUGGGGUGACCCAUGAGUUUGAUCACCACAAAGACAACGAGGCCCUUAGGGAUUGGUCUAGAAGAGAAGGAAUUCCUGUUCAGCUUGCUCAUGAUGGUCUGCGAAUCUCCAUAGAUCUAUAAUGAGGUCAAAUGUGCAAGACAUACAACUAAAUUUUCCUCUCGGUAGGAAAGGAGAAAACAAAUACUUGUUAGGUUGCACCCAUUUUUUUGCUCUUGGUAUAUCUAAUCGAAAUGAUGAAAACAAUUCAUGAAGUGAUGGCAGAAAAUGCUGGAUUGUAGAGGAAAAUAUAUACAGCAUAAGCAGAGAAGGGGACCACAAUGGUAUUGCCAAAUAUUGUCAAUCCAUGAUGCAUGGACACUUGUUAUAAACUUUCUUUCUUUUUCUUUUCUUUUGUCUGGUCUUAUCUAAUUUUCAUCUGAAAGAGAAAUUUAUCGAGCCCAAGCACAGCAAUGUAAUUUGUCAGUGCCUGUAUGAGUUAUAAUUAAACCUGAAGGAAUUGUUGUGAAGUUAUUGACAGAUGACAGAUCCUCUGCUUGAGAAAAUGCUCUUGGUUAAUUUAAAUAUUCUGUGUAAUCUCAACAAACUUGGACAAAGCAACCAAACAUGGGCCUAUCCAUAUCAUCAUGACAGAACGGAGUUGCUUUACCAAUCAAAUAGUUGCGCAUUUUUAAAGGA